Molecule: messenger RNA, 1254 nt
Organism: Aspergillus steynii IBT 23096
Lineage: Eukaryota; Fungi; Ascomycota; Eurotiomycetes; Eurotiales; Aspergillaceae
Product: carbonic anhydrase
Exons: 1
Coding region: 228-1064 (278 amino acids)
Biological process (GO): cellular response to carbon dioxide; cellular response to oxidative stress; carbon utilization
Cellular component (GO): cytoplasm
Molecular function (GO): zinc ion binding; carbonate dehydratase activity
Source: RefSeq, a predicted model, not a curated record
UUUUUUUGUUCUCCAGUCCCUUUCAUCCUGGCUUUUUUCCACUCCUGGUGUUUCGUGACCACAUUGAACGGUGUCUCUUGUCGCAACCGUGAACGGAUCCCAUCGAGUGCUUUCCCAUUUUUAUUUUUCUUUUCCCUUCUCCUUUUGGCUUCUGUCCCCUCGGAUCGUCCUCGGCGAGAUUUGAGUCACAAAAUCCCCUCUGCCUUCGCACCCAUCCCUGCCCGAAAAUGACCGUCGCGAGGCUUUUCCCGCGGCCUCAGUCACUUUCCCGCUCCUUCACGGCGGCAUGGGAGAUGCAAGGCCGCCGAGGGAUCAGCCCUUCCCCCUCGUUUCCUGUCGCACAGGGUGUGGCCGGCACAUUCCGACCCUGUUCCACCUCUGCGCCGUCAUCGUCCGACAAUUUUGCCCGGUCGCAGAACGGUGCUAAUGUCCCUUCAGAUCGUUUCAUCUCUGCUUUGGACCACAACAAGCAGUGGGCGGCCAAGACCGCUCAGGAAUUUCCCGACCUCUUCCCCACGCUCGCGGUCGGUCAGCAUCCUGAAAUUCUCUGGAUUGGCUGCUCCGAUUCCCGAUGCCCCGAGACCACCUUGCUUGGCCUGAAGCCCGGCGAUGUUUUUGUCCACCGUAAUAUUGCCAACGUCCUCCACGCCGGUGACCUGUCGUCGUCGGCGGUGAUCGAGUACGCGGUUCGUCAUCUGCGAGUCAAGCACGUCGUCCUCUGCGGUCACACCGGAUGUGGAGGUGUCGCUGCUGCCAUGGGUAACAAGCAGCUGGGCAUCCUCGACCCCUGGCUCCUGCCUCUGCGUCAGAUUCGCCAACAGAACCUGUCCACUCUGCAGACCAUGUCCCCUGACCAAGCAAUGCUCAAGCUGGUGGAACUGAACGUGGAGGAGGGUGUGAAGCUGCUGAAGCAAAAGAGCGUCGUUCUGGACGCGAUUCACGAGCGGGGUCUGCAGGUCCACGGCCUGAUUUUCGACGUUGCCUCCGGUGUUCUCCGUCAGCUGGACACCAACGAGCCCGAGGAAGCCAUCAAGGCGCGACUAGUCUCGUUCAAGACGGAGUAAAAAUCCACGGUCGGCAUCGACCGUGCGAUGGUGUUGUUUUUCUGGGUCGGAUGGUUGGUUCGGUCAUCUGUUCAUUUUUGUUUCUCUCAGCGAAUUCGCGAAGGUGUUCAUGUCGGUUAAUUUCCCUGUGAGCGACAGACGUAAAAAUCUGUGCUCUUGAUCAUUGUUGUUAGUAUAUAACUUUUUUUUU